Messenger RNA from Solanum verrucosum, 1276 nucleotides. RefSeq names its product probable beta-1,4-xylosyltransferase IRX10L. Gene Ontology annotation, biological process: plant-type secondary cell wall biogenesis; glucuronoxylan biosynthetic process. The record is from RefSeq and is a predicted model, not a curated record. Bases 1 to 1248 code for a protein of 415 amino acids. Gene Ontology annotation, molecular function: 1,4-beta-D-xylan synthase activity; glucuronoxylan glucuronosyltransferase activity. Lineage: Eukaryota; Viridiplantae; Streptophyta; Magnoliopsida; Solanales; Solanaceae. The transcript has a single exon.
AUGAGAAAUUGGAACUUUCUUGGAUUUCUCUGUCUAGCUUUCGUAUUGAGAGUUGAAUCCUUAAAAUUUCAUAGGAGUGAUCAACACGUUGAAAGAAUCUCCGGAAGUGCUGGUGAUGUGUUGGAGGAUGAUCCUACAGGUAGGUUGAAAGUUUUUGUGUAUGAGCUUCCAAGCAAGUAUAACAAGAAGACUGUGCAGAGGGACUCGCGAUGCCUCAGUCACAUGUUUGCUGCUGAGAUAUAUAUGCAUCAGUUUCUGUUAUCCAGUCCUGUUAGAACACUUGAUCCAGAGGAAGCGGAUUGGUUUUACACUCCAGUUUACACGACUUGUGAGUACUUGACACCACAUGGUCAUCCUUUACCUUUUAACUCACCACGUAUGAUGAGAAGCGCGAUUCAGCUUGUUGCUUCUAGCUGGCCAUACUGGAACAGGACACAGGGGGGUGAUCAUUUCUUCAUUGUACCACAUGAUUUUGGUGCAUGUUUCCAUUUUCAAGAAGAGAAAGCUAUUGGAAGAGGAAUUCUUCCGUUGCUCCAGCGUGCUACCUUGGUUCAAACUUUUGGACAACGGAAUCAUGUUUGUUUGAAGGAAGGAUCAAUAACUAUUCCUCCUUAUGCUCCUCCACAGAAAAUUCAGUCUCACUUGAUCUCUCCUGAUACUCCAAGAUCCAUAUUUGUCUAUUUCCGUGGCUUGUUUUAUGACAAAAGAAAUGAUCCUAAAGGCGGGUACUAUGCAAGAGGUGCUCGAGCAGCAGUGUGGGAAAACUUUAAGGACAAUCCACUCUUUGAUAUUUCUACAGAUCAUCCAACUACAUACUACGAAGAUAUGCAACGAGCUAUCUUUUGCUUGUGCCCUCUCGGAUGGGCUCCAUGGAGUCCUAGAUUGGUUGAAGCUGUUGUAUUCGGAUGCAUCCCCGUUAUAAUAGCAGAUGACAUUGUAUUGCCAUUUGCUGAUGCCAUUCCAUGGGAAGAUAUUGGAUUGUUUGUAGCGGAGAAGGAUGUUCCAUAUUUGGAUAACAUUCUUACUUCUGUUCCACCACAAGAAAUACUGAGGAAGCAGAGAUUGCUUGCCAAUCCUUCAAUGAAGCAGGCUAUGUUAUUUCUACAACCUGCUCAACCAGGUGAUGCUUUCCACCAAAUCUUGAAUGGACUUGCUCGUAAAUUACCCCAUCAUCACAAGACCAUAUACGGAGGCAACAACGUCUUAAACUGGACUGCUGGUCCAGUUGGUGAUCUAAAACCUUGGUAGGAUCAAGCUGAACCUCAAGAUUUACUCA